UAUAUCCUUAAUUUAUUAUCUGUUAUAUUAUGUCUAUGUUAAGUACUCUAUGAUUAUAUCUAUUGUCUAUGUCUUCUCUUUGUCUUGUUCGUGUGUAAUAAUGUAAUGUCGAGUCAUGUCUUUGAGUCUAAGGUCUAAAUUAAUAAAGUCGUACGUAUCCAGUCAAUCAGUCUUAUUUAUUACACCUAGCAUCAUAAUAUAUGGUGUCAGAAUUCGCAACAAAGUGAAGAAUAUAUAUAUUUUACGUCAUCUGAAAGUCAAUGGUAAUAAAAUUGAAAAUUCAAAAUGUCGACGUCUACAAUACAAAACGUGGAAGCAUGUUCACAAAGUCACAACUUCAACAAUGUACCAAAAUUAAUAAUUGCAACAAAUCAAAAUAACAAUUCUAAUUGGAAGAAAUGGUGGCAAUGUUUUGAGCUUUUUCUACUUGCUUCGGAUCUGGAAGACGCAUCCGAGAAAAGGAAAAUAGCCAUCAUGUUACAUACAAUCGGAGAAAAAGGUAUUGAGAUUUACAAUUCUUUCAAUAUAGACAUAACCAGAACAACUUUAAAAGAUAUUAAAAUUAAAUUCGACAAUUAUUUUGAGCCACAGAAAAACUUAACUAUUGUCAGACAUUCUUUUUUCACGAGAAUGCAGAAACCUGAAGAGGGAAUUGACACAUUUCUUACGGACUUACAAAAUAUUGGAAAUAAAUGUGAAUUUGGUACAUUGAAAGACUCCUUAAUUAAAGAUAUUUUUAUAGCUAACAUGAGUUCGAGAUUAACACAUGUUCGUCAAAGAUUGUUGCAAGAAACGGACCUAACACUCGAAAAGGCUAUAUCUAUUGCUAAUAAUGUCAUCAUGGCACAACAAAAUGCUCAAACAAUGGAAAAUUCUCAAUAUUCAGAUAAUGUUUUACAUUUAUCACAGUCGUAUACAAAGUCACAGUCAAAGAAACAGUCUACGAGUAAUAACAGAAAUAAGUCAAAUAAUAAAAAUCUUCACAAUCAAAAUUUUGCUAGUCGACGCAGUCAAAGUCCAGUACCAAAGACAAGUAACAACAAUAAAUGUACUCAUUGUGGUCAAUGUUAUCAUCGUUUCAAAUGUCCAGCAUCAGGAGUAAGGUGUAAAAUAUGUCACAAGAUUGGACAUUUUGCAAAAUAUUGUUUUUCCAAUCGAUCUAACAUUAGAUCUGUAGAAUCGUCUUAUCCAGUCCGAGAUGUCAACGAGAAAUCAAACAAUGAUUCAGAACAAUUUUUCAUCGGUAUGGUGAAGAGUGUCAACAACGACAAGUCAUGGAUGUCUACCACCUGUCUGUCACCUCAAGUUGCAACAAAAUGCAAUUCCAUGCGUUGAUCAUCCCAGAAAAGUUCCAUUUGGUUUAAAAAAUAAAUUAAAAGAAGAAUUGGAUCGCAUGUCAAAAUUAAAAGUUAUAGAAAAAGUCAC
Melitaea cinxia (Glanville fritillary) is the source of this 1425-nucleotide messenger RNA. RefSeq lists its product as uncharacterized. The transcript is spliced from 2 exons. Lineage: Eukaryota; Metazoa; Arthropoda; Insecta; Lepidoptera; Nymphalidae. The coding region runs from base 286 to 1335 and encodes 349 amino acids. The record is from RefSeq and is a predicted model, not a curated record.